This is a messenger RNA of Hyla sarda, 1982 nucleotides long. RefSeq names its product BCL2 like 11 (gene BCL2L11). The transcript is spliced from 4 exons. Lineage: Eukaryota; Metazoa; Chordata; Amphibia; Anura; Hylidae. Bases 341 to 898 code for a protein of 185 amino acids. Gene Ontology annotation, biological process: meiosis I. The record is from RefSeq and is a predicted model, not a curated record.
UGCUGUCAUGUCUGGCGGGAGGGGGGAUUUCCCAGCGGCGGAGUAAGUUCGUAGCUGUUGGCCACUAACCUAUCAAUCACAGCUUUCGACCAAUGGGGUGGAGAGUGACGUCACAAUGGUUAUCAAGAAGCAAGUUGUGUAGAAAAUCGCUAUAUCCCUGACAGAACGCGCUCGGGAGGACAAGUGAUUGGAGGCUCCGCUCUUUGUGCUACAGUGUAUGGUCGUGUCCGCCGCUACUGCUGCUCACCGGGGACUUGUCGUGAUCUUGUCAGUGCGGUGCUUACGAGUCCUGUGGGGAGGGCGGCCAUGACUCCCGGCCAGUAAUAAAUAAGAAGACCAAAUGGCCAAACAACCAUCAUUGCUAAAUCCGGGGUGCAGUGGAGGAGACCAGAUACAGCCAGAAAACAGACGCACUCCAUACAGACCCCUCAGGACAGGGGCCCCUACGUCCCUCACCAGCCCCCAUUCUGAUGAGGGAGGGAGCUGCCCGGCCAGUACUCCCUGGGGUCCUAGUUUAUCACCAUAUAGCCCCAAUUCCUUUGCCAACAGAUCCCCACAUUGUAUGUUAGUAAGAGCAUCCUCUCUUGUCUCCAAAACGUCUAGUGGAUAUUUUUCAUUUGAAGUGAGUCCUGCUCCUGUGUAUUGCGACAAAGCUACUCAAACACCGAGCCCUCCGUGUCAAGCAUUUAACCACUAUCUCUCAGUCAUGGCUGCCAGAAAUCUCAACAUCCAUGAAGAAAUGCGGCCAGAAAUCUUGAUUGCACGUGAACUUCGCCGUAUUGGUGAUGAAUUUCAUGCGUUAUACAAUCCAAUGGAGGGUUUUCACAACAAUCGACACAGGGUGAUCAUUCUGCGUGUGCUACAUUAUAUUAUACGGCUCAUAUGGUUAAGGCAGUGACCGCGGCUCUCAAGCCUGGAAGGAUGAAUGAAUUCCCAAAUGAAGGAUUCCAGCACUUGGCACAUGUUUAUAUACUAUGCAAUCUGCAUCUUCAGCAGAGCUUUAGAGGUCUUCCUCAUUCAAAAUACCCUCCAGAAAACACCCCUCUGAAGGAAUCGGAAUGGCUGGAAUCUGAACACUCUUACAUUUCUUUUGAUGGAUAAAAAAUUUUCAGCAAUUUUUAUAGAAAAACACAUUUUAUAUUUUAUGUAAAUAAGAGUGAAUCGCCAGACUAUCAUAUCUACUGAUACUAUGCUUCAAUCUCCAAAGACCUGUGGAUAUUGUGGAAAUGGAGCUUCUGAAUACACAUUGCUGCCUUACUUGUAAAAAGCAAAUGUGAUGUGGGGUGUGAAGUCAAACUGAUCAUACAAUGUAAAGUGCCAGUCUUGGUACUGCUGUUUCUCCAGUUACAUGAUCAACACAAGGCAUUUUAAGGAUUGUUACAAUCUCCCCCCCCUUUUUUUUCUUUCCUUCUUUUGUGAGAAGGAUUUCAUUAUGAAUUUGGAUUGGAUGACCUUGGCAGUGCCCACUCUUCUAAAUGGUACAUUGCUGGAAAUGAUAGCGUUUUCAACUUAAAAUAUAACCAUUGCCCUACUGGAUUGGAUGUUUUCUGCCAGCCCAGUCUACACCAAAGUGUCUACUUUUCUUUUAUAGUGCAAAACAUGCAAAUGGUUUCAAUAACUCAAUUUGCCUGUUCCCUCUAUAACAUUAAGGGGAUUUUUUUGGGGGACCAGUUGAUUCCUUGAGAACUACUAAACCUAAAAUACAUUGAAUAAGAGUUUCAAUAUCUAGUUAGAAAAGGUGGCUUGUUCCCACCUACUUUACCUUUUUGUUCUCUUGGCCUUAGCCCUGAAGACCCAUAUGCUUACCUAGCAUAAAUAUAAUUGGUGGUACAAAUAGAAUAAGAGCACUCGGCACUGGAGUUCUGCUGGUUGAGUUUGUGCAAAAUGAUCAGGUGCCUGUACUGUACACUGGGCGGUGCAAAGCGACAAUAGACAGAGAUGCCAUGAUGUGGAUGUAAAAAGAAAUGACAGCGCAGCACUCA